AUCCACUAGUGUCGAUCGUUUUGUGGUUAGCCGAGAAUUUCUGUGGUCACUCGUCGUUCGGCAGAGCCGCCAUCGUGUAGCAUUCAUUCACACCUCAGCUCCGCUUCAAUAAAAGUCUGGGGAGGACCAAAGCAGUUUUUAGUUUCCACUGGUGGCUAAUUCCAAUACAGACACACACACAGAACUCAGCAUCAUCAGCAUUAGUAUCGACACGCUCGGGGGUGGUGAAUCAUAUCUUCCGAUGGGUUUGGGCUCGCCUCGAUCAGUCGUCGGGUAAAUCCAACAGCAGCAACAAGAUCAGGCACUGCUGUUGCUGCUGUAGCAGGGUUUGUUUGGAAUUGAAAAUUACGCAAACUAUAGUCUUAUAUAUGCGAAUUGGUUACAACGAUUUGUCAUCACUAGUCAAUCACCGCUCCGCAAGGUAGGUUGUGUUUACCUAAACGGGAAGUUUUAUGUGCACAGGUGAAAAAAAAUCAUGUUCAAAGGAUUCAUAAAGUUCAAUGGAUAUGCUGUGGCAAUCAGUUGCAUAAACUAUGCCAUCACGCGGAUACUGGAAACGAACGUCGAGGGAAGCGUGCUGCAGAAAAUUCCUUGGAUGAACAAUCUUCUAGCAACCAACUCUCGACCCGAAUCGGUUAUCUACAUCGGUUUCCUGGUGGCCUGUGUGAUCUUCCUGAUGGGAAUCUUUUGGGAAUGCAAAGUCCUCAUGAUACCGUUCAUGAUCUCCUACGUCGUGGUUCUGUACGAGGAAACCAACGGGACCUUUCUUAUGAACCACCUGUGGCAGGUUGCCUAUACAUUCUACGCGGCAGUCAGUGUGCUAUUGUUGCUAAUGCUAGGGAUCUGCAAGGGCUGUCGAGGUGAUGACGGUAAAACGGGUGACAACAAUCGCAAAAAUCAUAGAAGAAGUUGUUUGGAGUUUUGCUGCUGCUGUUUCCGCUGCUACCGGAAUCCUCAGAAGAUCAAACCGGACAUAUCGAGGCAGUGUUCCUGCGAGACACUUAACAUCAGGGUAGCAGAGCCCCACGAAAAACACUAUCAUCGGGUGAUAUUUGUGUGAUUCGAAGCUGAUAGAGACCAUGGAAAAAUGGGUCACAAAGUGACUAUUGGUGCAGAGACGACCAAAGAGAGGGUCGCCUCAGUUUGACUCCUCGAAUCGAGAAGCAACAGAAAACUUGUGAUUUUUAGACGAAAUGCGAGUUAGUUACCGUGUAGAUAGUUAGAUCGAUCCCACCUCUAGUGAAUUCAUGGAUCCCCCAUUAGGUUUAGGCGAACGACGACACGAAACGACACAAGCUAGGAUUUCAAAGAAAAACGUACUUAGGAUAGUCAUACUCAGUAAUGUAGUGAUUAGGUGAUAAGUGUUACCAAUGCAAUGACUGAUAUACAAAGAUUUAGGAGGGGGUGCAUUUAAGAGCACAACCACGGUAAACUAUUAGUAAGUUGGCGUGACUCAUCUACAAUUAGCACCGAUCAUUGGAUAACGGAACAGAGUAGGCGACAAUUUAUGAAAGUUACUUUCCCAGGUGUAGUCAACCCCGUGACUGCUGAUCGGUGACUCAUUCGGUGGGGAUCACGUUUCGAGCCCUGGAAAAGGGUGUUUUGCAGGAACUAUAAAACUAUUUAUGUCUGUUAGGUGCUUGCUGUAAGCGUGUGUACUUUAGUGAAAUAUUGCAGUGAUAUUUAAUAAACGAA
This is a messenger RNA of Topomyia yanbarensis, 1695 nucleotides long. RefSeq lists its product as uncharacterized. The coding region runs from base 476 to 1060 and encodes 194 amino acids. The record is from RefSeq and is a predicted model, not a curated record. NCBI's taxonomy places the organism in Eukaryota, Metazoa, Arthropoda, Insecta, Diptera, Culicidae. The transcript is spliced from 3 exons.